Molecule: messenger RNA, 1106 nt
Organism: Pogoniulus pusillus (Red-fronted tinkerbird)
Lineage: Eukaryota; Metazoa; Chordata; Aves; Piciformes; Lybiidae
Gene: ZAR1L
Product: zygote arrest 1 like
Exons: 4
Coding region: 27-929 (300 amino acids)
Biological process (GO): translation
Cellular component (GO): cytoplasm
Source: RefSeq, a predicted model, not a curated record
CAACCUGAGAUAACUUUUCCGCGGCUAUGUUCAUGGAGAGCUUUGUGUAUCACCCUUUCGGCAUGUAUCAGAGCUUCAGAGGCAGCUUCACGCCGAGCCGCAGCAGGGACCCACCGGUGAAGCAGCCCAGCUGGAAGCAGAGUAAGAGCAGUGGCAUCAGCCCCUUCCUCGGGGGGCCUUUCACUCCCAGGCCGUCUGACUACCUAGACAGCUUCCGCCAGAGCCAGCUCCAGGCCCUCCUGUCGCAGGUGAGCCCCGGGCCGACGCCGCGGCUACAGCGGGCCAGCACGAAGGAGGUGGGCGUGCAGGUGAGCCUGCGGACCGACGCCGCCGUGCAGUGCUCGCUGGGGCCGCGCACGCUGCCUGUCGGCCGCCCCUCUGCCCUCCGGACCCUUGCCCUCUACUCCCCCGUGGCCAACGGCCGGUUCUUCACGCUGCCUGACACCGCUGGACCUCAGAAGGACAAGGCGUCUGAAACGACUCCCGAGAAGCGAAAAGAAGAGGAUGGUAGCGGAGAGCAGCAGGAUGGCCAGGAGGAGGCUGUUGUGCCGAGUGAGGAGGCUUCGGAGAAAGCACGGGAGAACGCUACUGACCCCAGACGGUGGGGUCCCUUCCAGUUUUUGGAGCAGAAGUAUGGCUAUUUCCACUGUAAAGACUGCAAGACCAGAUGGGAGAGUGCGUACGUGUGGUGCAUUUCUGGAAGCAACAAGGUGUACUUCAAGCAGCUCUGUCGCAAAUGCCAAAAGGGCUUUAAUCCUUACCGAGUGGAAGCAAUCCAGUGCCAGACCUGUUCCAAGACCCGGUGUUCCUGCCCUCAGACAAAAAGACACAUUGACCUCAAGAGACCUCAUCGCCAAGAACUUUGUGGCCGCUGCAAAGGCAAAAGGCUGUCCUGUGACAGCACUUACAGCUUCAAAUACGUUGUUUGAUCUGUGUGCCCUCUUCUGUUCUGCACUUUGCACUUUGUAUUUUGUCAGUCUCUUUCAAUGUUUUGACUUUAGGCUUUUGACCUGGCAUUGGAUAAUGGAUAAAGACUCUUGUAUUUAUAAAGAAACUAACUUUGAUGAAUAUAUGCUGUGAAUAAAGUUCAGUAAAAGUUUGCACUA